UUUUUCUGGUUCACGAACACGGCUAUUUAUUUGGGCUUUUUGUAUUUAUUAAUUUAUUAAUACUGUUUAUUUUCUUUUUAGAUAAAAAAAAUAUUGUUUAUUUUGUUUUUAGACAAAGAACGCCGUUCCCCUCGAGAGCCAUAAUUUUUCUAAGGUUUCCUCUCAUAUUAUCAACCCUCAUAGACACUUUAAAUCAUGCAAACAUCUUUCUAAUAUGACCUUGCCAACAAUAGCGCCGGCGAAGAAGAGGAUUUAUUCGAAACUCGUACAACUGGUUACUCGCGGCUGGAGAAAAUUUUUAAAAAGAUCCUUUUGUUUCUAUGAGACAGAAACAAAAUUAGAUAAGCACACUUUUUUUUAAAAUCGCGUUCAGCGUUUUUCAUUAUCGUUCAGGUAUCUUGAUUUUGCUAAAAUCAAGUUUUGCAAUCGGAAAUUGCGCGCGAGUAACUUGUCAAACCAAGAAAAAUAAUGACGUCACACAGUGUGACGUAACAAAGCCUUUUCCUGAUUCGGAGCACGCUUCAGUCGUGUACCUACGGCAACUGCAAGUACGCAUCAAAAUGACUAGAAUAUACAUCAUUUUUUGCCUUUCGCUACUUCUCUUAUUUAAUAUUACGGUUGUACAAGGCUCUGAAAAGGAGGAUCACUUAACAUUGCCAGAAUCAGAUCAACAUAAAAGUAAAGCUUUAUCCCUUCAUGAGCUGAUCGUCAAGCAAACUCAUUUUGGCAAGAAGCUGGGCCAACUCGUUGAGGAGUUUGUAGAGUUGAGGCAUCAGCUACAUAGUGCGAUUGGGAACCACGAUUCCACCACGAAAGCCAAACACGGUAGCGGAGAGAGUGGUCAAAACUCUGAUGAUAGUGAAGAGUGCGCGCCGCCAUAUUGCCGAAGCAAGAUCCAUGAGCGCCGAAAUGACGAGCACGUUGGCGAGACCAGUCAUAGCAUUCAAGACUUCAAAGAGCCCGGAGAUGUAAAACACCAUGAAGCAAAGCACAUUUCUCUUCUUCAUAAUGACUUUGGUGAGCCUCGACAUGUUGAGAGCACCGUGAGGCCACCCAGAGACGAGCGCGCUGGAGAAGGGAGUGGAGACCAUUCAAAAGACGUCAAUAAACAAUAUGAAACAAGUGCAGAUCACUCGGGUGAUAGCAAACAUCACGAUGAAAGUGGCGAAGAGGACUUCAGCAUUUCUGAAGACAAAACGCAUAAAGGCGAUGCCAAGGAGCUUUUGUCAGUAAAGCUUAUAAAAGACUUUGAGAUCAUUGAAGACACAGAAGAGAAGGUAUCUGUCCAAAAUGGUACCCAUGCAACUCCCAGUUCAGCGUCAAUUUCCCCGGAAUACCAGAAAAGUCGCAUGAAGCGGGAGCACCUGCAGGCUACUUCAGAUCUACAGAUGUCGACCAGUGCAUUAUCUAGUGGCAGCUGUGGCUCGCUUGCGAAUGGUGCGUUUUCAUACGACAAGACUGAGUGUCGGCUAUGCCAGUGCGUGGACGGUGUGAUGAAGUGUGAGCCCAGGCCUGUCGGAUGCCGAGUGGACAGUCAAGAUAACAUGUGUCACCUGGAGAAUGGAGAGGCUUACGCCGAGGGCAGCAAACACUUUGAUGGAUGUAAUAAUUGCAUCUGCAGAAAACGCGAAUGGGUGUGCACCAGGCUACGCUGCUAUUUCGCCGACUUCAACUAUACCCACUACAAUCGAGUGCCGGACCACCAGCCAGGACAGAGCCGUCCAGUAGACACAUGCAUGGAGUGUGACAAGGAACCUGUCACGCCGGUAUGCGGCCCUGAUUGGACAACGUACAGGUCACUCUGUCACGCAAGGUUCUGUGGGAAUUAUGACAUUGAUGAGAUCGUGCAAGGCCCUUGCCAGAACAUCGAACCUUGUCAGGAGUCAGACUGUGGCGAGAAUGAGGUGUGUGUACCAUUCCCUCGCGGCCCGUGCCUCAUCGCCAAGACUCGGGACGGCAAGAUGGACGUCAAGUGUAAACAAUACCAGUGUGUGCCUAUUGAUCAGACUUGUUCGGAGGACGUGUUGCCUAAAGACAUGGUGUGCGGUGAAGAUGGAGUGUCCUACCCUUCAGAAUGCGGGAUGAUCAAGCACUCCGUGACGUUUGCGUACCGCGGGCCUUGUCGAGAGACCUGCCAACAGGGGAACUCACAGGUGUGCAGCACAGAUGGCGUGACGUUACAGUCUCCAUGUCACGCAAGCCUAUUCCAUCGUCACGUAGACUACCCAGGAUCGUGUGAUGAGGCACCAGCCCAACCGGAAGUGGUGCGUGACAAGAAAGGCCAGUCUGUGUUCCUUAACAGGCGUUGCAGUAAAGUGAUGGAGCUUGCGCGGUGCUAUUACCCUCUGUGUGACUUUACUGUGGUACCAGAAGGAAGCUGUUGUCCUGUGUGUGGUGUGGCCCUCAGUAUCCGUGUAGACCGAACCAUAGCGAGUGACAUCGUUUCCUUCUCGAUACUCAAGCCCACCGUCGAGUUUGACCGACUUGAGACGCUCCAAGACUAUCUGCGAACCAUUCAAGACCCUGAUCACCUUGACAAAUGCUCUAUGACGAGUGAUUUCACAGAUCGCAAGGAUAUCUCGGUCCUGUUUGUACCGCGACAGAAGGGAUAUAUGGAGUACUGUGAGAAAGCCGCCCAGCACACUGUAAGCUACGUGAACAAUCACGCGAACUCGUCCAAACCCCUCGACGCGUUGAUGGCCGCGGCGGUGGCCGUUGAAGGAAAGUAUAGAAACGUUAAGAAGAGAGAUGUAGAAUAUUGGGACACUCGAAAAGGCAGACCGCGAGCUUUACGAGCGAGAUCCGUGUUGAGCAGCGCAAGUGAUUCAAAAGCUGCCCCGUUAGUAUUAUUUGUCUUAAUGUGCUCACUUUUCUGGGUUGCGAGUUGCUAGGUGUUGCUGCCUGUUAUCCUACAUAGCGAGUUGCUAUAUCUUGCUGCCUGAUAUCCUACAUAGCGAGUUGCUAUAUCUUGCUGCCUAGUAUCCUACAUAGCGAGUUGCUAUAUCUUGCUGCCUAGUAUCCUACAUAGCGAGUUGCUAUAUCUUGCUGCCUAGUAUCCUACAUAGCGAGUUGCUAGAUAUUGCUGCUUAUCAUUCUUUCUGGAUAGCGAGUUGCUAUAUCUUGCUGCCUAGUAUCCUACAUAGCGAGUUGCUAUAUCUUGCUGCCUAGUAUCCUACAUAGCGAGUUGCUAUAUCUUGCUGCUUAUCAUUCUUUCUGGAUAGCGAGUUGCUAUAUCUUGCUGCCUAGUAUCCUACAUAGCGAGUUGCUAUAUCUUGCUGCCUAGUAUCCUACAUAGCGAGUUGCUAUAUCUUGCUGCCUAGUAUCCUACAUAGCGAGUUGCUAUAUCUUGCUGCCUGAUAUCCUACAUAGCGAGUUGCUAUAUCUUGCUGCCUAGUAUCCUACAUAGCGAGUUGCUAUAUCUUGCUGUUCAUUAUUUCUCUGGAUAGCAAGUUGCAAGGUGUUGCUUUCUACAAUUCUACAAAGCAAGUUGCCAGGAUGUUGCAGCACCACGAAGAGUGUGUUAUCUCAAAGGUAGAUGCUAAUAUGCUGCUAAUAUACUUAGGCAGAUGUAGGGCGUUUCCUAAGACGGGAUACUUGCCGUAUGCUCAACUUUUCAUUAUAUUAUAAACACGCAAUUAGGUACGUUGAUCGUACUUUUCUCGGAAUGGUUAGACUCAGUUGGUUUAUGUUGUUACUGUAUUUAGCCGCCAUUUCAAGUGUUCGUGUGCGCGUUAGAAUGUUUAGAAUUUAAUUGAAAACGUUGGAAAUCUUAAUAUCUUAUUAACAGUAACCGUUUGAAGUUGUAAUACUAGAAAGCGUCUGCUAUGUGGACAUUUCUUUCAGAAAUCUUGUGACGAUUUGGCAUAUUGUUUACAACGUUGCUUACUUCGACUCGUUGUUGAUUGUAACAAUAUGAAAUAAAUCUGGAUUAUAUUAAA
Molecule: messenger RNA, 3938 nt
Organism: Nematostella vectensis (starlet sea anemone)
Lineage: Eukaryota; Metazoa; Cnidaria; Anthozoa; Actiniaria; Edwardsiidae
Product: reversion-inducing cysteine-rich protein with Kazal motifs
Exons: 9
Coding region: 561-2891 (776 amino acids)
Biological process (GO): extracellular matrix organization
Cellular component (GO): plasma membrane
Molecular function (GO): metalloendopeptidase inhibitor activity; protein binding
Source: RefSeq, a predicted model, not a curated record